AUGGGCCGCGGGGCCGCCCCGCUCCGCUGCUCGCUGCUGUUGCUGCUACUUCUGCUUACCGCGGGGACGGGCGGAGGGGGAAUCGCCUUAACGGUGCGGGAACCGGAGACGGCGGAGGAGCUGAUGGAGUACCGCGACCCUUGUAAAGCCGCUGCCUUUUGGGGAGAUAUCGCCUUAGAUGAAGAUGAUCUGAAGCUGUUUCAAAUAGACAGAACUGUUGACUUAACAAAGCACUCAGAUGGCAACACAAGACACACUUCAGGAGGCCUGGGAGAACAGUCUCUUAUGUCAAGUGAGAACACCACUGCAACCGAUUGUAGUAACAAAGCAGUUAAAAAGGAGGGCAGGCAGAACACAACGCUUGCAAGGAGGCCGAGGAGGAAGGAAUAUAAAGAUGAGUCUGGGAUGGACGCACGUUCCUCUCCCAGAGUGCGCAGGGCAACCACGUCCAGGGCUGAGAGGAUCUGGCCUGGGGGAGUCAUUCCAUAUGUGAUCGGAGGAAAUUUCACCGGAACCCAAAGAGCUAUCUUUAAGCAAGCGAUGAGGCACUGGGAGAAGCACACUUGUGUGACAUUUGUGGAGAGAACCGAUGAAGAGAGUUUCAUUGUGUUCACAUACAGAACAUGUGGAUGUUGCUCAUAUGUGGGUCGCCGAGGAGGGGGCCCUCAGGCUAUAUCCAUUGGAAAGAACUGUGACAAGUUUGGUAUUGUGGCUCAUGAGCUGGGUCAUGUGGUGGGUUUCUGGCAUGAGCACACACGGCCUGACAGGGACCAGCAUGUCACGAUUAUCAGAGAGAACAUACAGCAAGGACAGGAAUACAACUUUUUAAAGAUGGAAGCUGGGGAAGUGAACUCACUGGGAGAGACCUAUGACUUCGACAGCAUCAUGCAUUAUGCUAGGAACACAUUCUCCAGAGGGGUUUUUCUCGACACCAUCCUUCCCCGUCGUGACGAUAACGGGGUCCGGCCAACUAUUGGUCAGCGUAUUCGCCUGAGUCAGGGAGACAUUGCUCAAGCGAGGAAGUUGUACAAAUGCCCAGCUUGUGGAGAGACUUUGCAGGACUCAACAGGGAAUUUUUCAGCCCCUGGCUUUCCAAAUGGCUACCCGUCCUAUUCCCACUGUGUCUGGAGGAUCUCAGUGACCCCAGGGGAGAAGAUUAUGUUAAACUUCACAUCAAUGGACCUAUUUAAAAGUCGCCUUUGCUGGUAUGAUUAUGUGGAGGUGCGUGAUGGCUACUGGAGGAAGGCUCCAUUGCUGGGUAGAUUUUGUGGUGACAAGAUCCCUGAACCAGUAAUUUCCACGGACAGCAGGCUGUGGAUCGAGUUCCGGAGCAGCAGUAACAUCCUGGGCAAAGGCUUCUUUGUGGUCUACGAAGCUAUUUGUGGUGGAGAAAUUCACAAAGAUGCUGGCCAGAUCCAAUCACCCAAUUACCCAGAUGACUACAGACCUUCCAAAGAGUGCAUCUGGAAGAUCACUGUUUCUGAGGGGUUUCACAUAGGAAUCACAUUCCAAGCCUUUGAGAUUGAAUGGCACGAUGCAUGUUCUUAUGACUACCUGGAGAUCCGAGACGGUCUAACUGAAUAUAGCCCACUGCUUGGUCACUUCUGUGGCUAUGAUAAGCCAGAAGAUAUCAAAUCCAGUUCAAAUAAAGUAUGGAUGAAGUUUGCAUCUGAUGCAACCAUCAAUAAAGCAGGCUUUGCAGCAAAUUUCUUUAAAGAGAUGGAUGAAUGUUCUCUGCCAGACAAUGGUGGGUGUGAGCAGCACUGUGAGAACACACUGGGCAGUUACAAAUGCACCUGUGAGCCUGGCUAUGAGUUGACAGCUGAUAAAAAGAGCUGUGAAGCUGCGUGUGGGGGCUUCAUCACCAAGCUCAAUGGGACCAUUACUAGCCCUGGAUGGCCCAAGGAAUAUCCUACUAAUAAAAACUGCGUCUGGCAGGUGGUAGCUCCAACCCAGUACCGGAUCUCUCUGCAGUUCGAAGUGUUUGAGCUGGAAGGCAAUGAUGUCUGUAAAUACGACUACGUUGAGGUUCGUAGUGGGUUGGCUUCUGACUCCAAGCUGCAUGGCAAAUUCUGCGGCUCAGAGAAGCCCGAAGUAAUCACAUCAUAUGGCAACAACAUGAGACUGGAGUUCAAGUCAGACAACACGGUCUCCAAGAAAGGCUUUAAAGUUCACUACUUCUCUGACAAGGACGAAUGUUCCAAAGACAAUGGUGGUUGCCAGCAUGAAUGUGUCAACACCUUUGGUAGCUACAUAUGCCAGUGCAGAAAUGGGUUCAUGCUGCAUGAAAAUGGCCAUGACUGUAAAGAAGCUGGUUGUGAGCACAAGCUGAGUGGUGCAGAGGGAGUGAUGAGCAGUCCAAAUUGGCCUGACAAGUAUCCCAGCCGGAAGGAGUGCACCUGGGACAUCUCUGCAACACCUGGCCACAGAGUGAAAGUAACCUUCAAUGAGUUUGAGAUUGAACAGCACCAAGAAUGCGCCUAUGACCACUUAGAAAUGUAUGAUGGGCCCAACAGCAAAUCACCUGUCCUUGGCCGUUUUUGUGGCAGCAAGAAGCCAGACCCUGUAGUGGCUUCUACCAACAAGAUGUUCCUCAGGUUUUACUCUGAUGCUUCUGUGCAAAGAAAAGGUUUCCAAGCAAAGCACAGCACAGAAUGUGGUGGGCUCUUAAAGGCUGAAGUACGAACUAAGGAGCUAUAUUCCCAUGCUCAAUUUGGGGACAACAACUAUCCAGGUCAAACCAACUGUGACUGGGUGAUUGUAGCUGAAGAUGGCUAUGGGGUGGAGCUGAUAUUCCAGAUAUUUGAGAUCGAAGAGGAGGCUGACUGUGGGUACGACUACAUGGAAAUUUAUGAUGGUUACGACAGCACUGCACCUCGCCUGGGACGCUUCUGUGGCUCAGGGCCUCUGGAAGAAAUCUACUCUGCUGGGGACUCCAUCAUGAUUCGAUUUCACACAGAUGACACCAUCAACAAGAAAGGCUUUCAUGCCCAAUACAUAAGUACCAAAUUUCAGGAUGCAUUGCACAUGAGAAAGUAGUUUAACUGCUCCUCACAGACAUUCCCUGUCUGAAGAUUGAGGCAUUUAACUGUGAUCUUUGGUGUUUUUUUUUUUCCUUUGAAGCUUCUGUGCACCUGGCCAAAAGCAGUGUACAGUAUUUUCUGUAACUAAAACUAAAUCCAGUCUCAAAGGUUUGCCUCUGCAAUUAUUAGUAUGACCCUUUCUUGUUAACAUACCCAGGACCAAAAAUUGUCUUGUAAUCAUACCUGUCAGGGCAUAAACAUUGUAUUUUGCACAGCUUGCCAUGGGGCUGAGUGAAGACUGAGCUUGAACUGAGAAAACCCUUUGUCUCUUGCAUAUCCUGUUUCUAGGUAACAUUUCCUAAGCAUCCUGUACACAUGAGCUGUCUCAACAUAUUUUCUGGAGCAGGUGAUGUGGACAGCCACACAGUAGGAAUUUCUCAAAGGAGUAUGUAAGCUGCCUACUCUCCCCUACCAGCCCAAAAUACUCUGUGCAAUAAGUGAGCAACGAGAUGGCUUGAACUCCGUCACUGCUUCUGUUCUGUCUAUUUAUUGUCUUGGUUAUUGUGGGUUGAGAGCUAGGCAGGGGCACAGGAACAGUCUCCUUAAGGCUGCUAACUACUUGGAUCACAGUGAAUGAGAAGAGCCCAAUGCCUGAAUUGCAGUAAUUGUCAUAGUAUAUGUUGAGUGGAAGUACUUCAAUGCAGUGUCCAAGGGAAAGGUGGUAGCUGACAGAAAAGUGCUGUGAUGGGGUACAAGGCAUGAUUGUGUGACUGUGGCAAAGCUUAGUAAUUGGAGUGUUGACAGCAUGCUUCAGUUACACCACCAAGCAAUGCAGCUCAGAGAGCUGUAGCAGCAGUUCAGGCCUUAUCUGAAAUAAGGAAUCUCUCCUGCUUACUCCACCCACAUUAGCUUUCUUAGCCUUGUUUAUGCUGCUUCCUUUCCUCAGUACCACUUCCCUGGGAGCCCUUCCUUUCUACAGCUAAGCUGCUCUCUCCAGGGCUCCCCACUGCAACCUAGGAGUGCUAUUCAACAUCAGCUAGACAGAACAUCUCACCAGAGGAAAUACUGGGCCAGAGGUAGUCAUGGUGUCCAUGAGGCAGAGGAACAGAGGCCAUGCUGCAUGUCAGCUCUGGUGAGCUGGUGGAACCUGUCAAACAUGUGUAAGCUCCAGGCAUGGGACUAGGAAUGGGAGAGCUGUGCUGGUUUCUGCUUCCUCCCUGUUCCUUGCUAGCUCAUGGUCCAGUCUCUUAACUUCAUGUCAGGGGUGCAAGCAGGAUGGUGACUAAAGCACUUUGAGCUAUAAGGCUCAGACAUGCUCUGUGUUGCAGUUAUUUAUGUACAUGGAAGCUACCAAGCCAUGGGCUUGCAGAAUUAAGAGGUAGCUUGGCACUUCUUUGGGAAAAUAGUAGUGAAAACUCUGCUUUUGAGGAUACCACUGUAAACUGAA
Molecule: messenger RNA, 4470 nt
Organism: Melopsittacus undulatus (budgerigar)
Lineage: Eukaryota; Metazoa; Chordata; Aves; Psittaciformes; Psittaculidae
Gene: TLL2
Product: tolloid like 2
Exons: 21
Coding region: 1-3039 (1012 amino acids)
Biological process (GO): proteolysis
Molecular function (GO): metalloendopeptidase activity; zinc ion binding; calcium ion binding
Source: RefSeq, a predicted model, not a curated record